AUGGAGAGGCAGCAAUUGUUGUCAGUGGCUUGGUAUACAGUGGCUUGGUAUACAGGAGCAGUUGUAGCCGUCGACAUUCACGGCAUGAGUGGUGAGAUAAGACCGUCUCUGAUGCAGCUGAAGUCACUGCGGCGUUUAGACUUGAGUUUCAAUUCUUUCAAUGGCAUAGCAAUACCUCAAUUCUUUGGAUCACUGGACAAUUUGCAAUAUCUAAACUUGUCAGACGCUGGUUUUGGUGGCCUCAUUCCUUCCAGUUUGGGAAAUUUAUCACGCUUGGAAGUUCUUGAUCUCAAGGUACGACAUGACUUAUCUAUUGACAAUUUCCAAUGGAUAACUGGUCUUAUCUCUUUAGAAUAUCUUGAUAUGAGUGGGGUCAACCUUUCAUUAGUGAAGGAUUGGGUUGAUGCAUUGAAUCAGCUACCUUCUAUAUUUGAAUUGCAUCUAUCUGGUUGUAGCUUGUUUGGUUAUGUUCCCUCUCCAGUGUCUUUAAAUUUUACUUCACUUGCUGUCAUGGAUCUCAGCUUCAAUAACUUCAAUUCAAAGAUACCUGAUUGGGUUCAAAAUGUAAGCAGCCUCCAAUAUCUUGAUAUGAGUGAAAGUAAACUAUAUGGAAGAAUACCACUUGGUCUGGGUGAGAUGCCAAAUUUAGUGUCAUUGGAUUUAAGUCUCAAUUACAAUCUAACAGCAAGUUGCUCCCAACUCUUCAGAAAAAGAUGGGAAAAGAUAGAAGUUAUUAAUUUUAGAGAAAAUAAGGUACAUGCAAAACUCCCCUCAUCUUUGGGAAACAUGACUUCUCUUGUUCUUCUUAACCUUGAUAACAAUGCUGUUGAAGGUGGUAUUCCAAGUUCCAUUGGAAAACUCUGCAACUUGAGUCAUUUUUAUUUAUCAAGAAAUAACAUGACAGGAAGUCUGCCUGAAUUUCUUGAAGGAACAGAAAGCUGCCCUUCUAGGAAUCCUUUGCCUAAUCUACAUCAAUUUCAUCUGGACGACAAUCAACUGAUUGGUAAAAUUCCAAAUUGGUUAGGUCGAGUAGAAAAUCUUGUUGAGCUUGACCUUAGUUAUAAUCUGUUUGAAGGACAAAUCCCUAGUUCUUUAGGGUCAUUGAAAAAUCUCACCACCUUGCAGCUUUCAACGAAUAAACUCAACGGGACUCUUCCUGAAAGUUUAGGACAACUUUUUGCCUCGGCAACCUUCGAUGUUUCUUUCAAUCAAUUAUAUGGCACAGUCUCUGAAGCUGUCUUUUCGAAGUUAACCCAGUUGACUUUGUUAGAUUUGUCUUAUAAUUCAUUGGUUCUAAAUGUCAGCUCCAAUUGGAUGCCUCCAUUCACGCUCGUAAAGCUCGGAAUGGAUACUGUGCCAAAUUGGUUCUGGAAUGGCAUGCCUCGAAUGAUGUUCUUAUCUCUGUCUUAUAAUCACUUCUCUGGACACAUACCAGAGUCUAUAGAAAAGAUGUGUGGUUCUCUUUUUGCCAUUGAUCUUUCAAGCAACAAUUUCAUUGGAAGUCUCCCUUCAAACCUUUCAAAAUGUCAUUUCUUGACCACGUUAGACCUUAGCAACAACAUUUUGUCUGAAGAUAUUCCAUAUUCCUUAGGUCAAUUGCAAUCACUUCAAGUGUUACACUUGAACAACAACCAACUAUCGGGGAACCUGCCAUCAUCUUUGAUCAAUUUAUUCGUGUUGAUGACCAUGGAUCUUAGAAACAAUGACCUUUCAGGUGAAAUUCCUACUUGGAUUGGAGACGGCUUUUCAUAUCUUACGAUUCUAAACUUAAGGUCAAAUGCAUUCUAUGGAGAAAUACCUUCUCAGCUUUCAAAAGUAAGUUCGUUGCAAGUCUUGGACGUUGGGGAGAAAUCACUUGAGUGGCAGUAUUCCGACAAGCAUUGGUGA
This is a messenger RNA of Prosopis cineraria, 1887 nucleotides long. Its product is annotated as receptor-like protein EIX1. The record is from RefSeq and is a predicted model, not a curated record. The coding region runs from base 1 to 1887 and encodes 628 amino acids. Gene Ontology annotation, molecular function: protein binding. NCBI's taxonomy places the organism in Eukaryota, Viridiplantae, Streptophyta, Magnoliopsida, Fabales, Fabaceae. The transcript is spliced from 2 exons.